CGAGGUGGUCAUUUUCGCAUUCGCCAUGCUUCGCCAAGUGACCCGCAGCGCACCACUCCGCGCCUUCUCGACGCUGCCCGCGAAGGACGUGGCGUGCGAGCUCGCGGCCUCGAGCAUCCGGUUCGGGACAGGCGUCACGAAGGAGGUCGGCAUGGACCUCAAGGAAAUGAAGGCCAAGCACGUCGUUGUCUUUACGGACCCCAAGCUCAAGGAAAUGCCGGUUGUCAAGGUCGUCAUGGAUUCGCUCGCGCAGAACGGUAUCAUCGCGCAUUUGUACGACCAAGUGCGCGUCGAGCCGAACGACCACUCGUUCAAGCACGCGAUCGAUUACAUGCUCAACCACCCGGCCAAGAUCGACGCGAUCGUCGGCGUCGGCGGCGGCAGUGUCCUCGACACGGCCAAGAUCGCCAACCUCUACUCGAUGUUCCCGCCCGAGGACUUUUACGACUAUGUCAACCCGCCCGUGGGCAAGGGCAUGCCGGUGCCUGGCGCGCUCCUCCCGUUCAUUGCGAUCCCGACGACCGCCGGUACCGGCAGUGAAACCACGGGUGUUGCGAUCUUUGACGAUACGCGCCACAAGGCCAAGACGGGCGUCGCCAGCCGCCGCCUCAAGCCGACGCUCGGCAUCGUCGAUCCGGACAACACGGCGACGCUGCCGCCCAAUGUGGCCAAGUACUCUGGCUUUGACGUGCUCUGCCACUCGAUCGAGAGCUACACGGCCCUCCCGUUCACGGAGCGCCCGCACCCGGGCUCGCCGGUCCUCCGCCCCGCCUACCAGGGGUCCAACCCGAUUAGUGACAUCUGGUCGCUCCACGCGCUCCAGCAGACGACUAAGUACCUCCGCCGUGCAGUCGCCGACCCCUCGGACGUCGAGGCGCGCUCGGCCAUGAUCUUGGCGUCGACGUCGGCCGGCAUUGGUUUCGGCAACGCCGGUGUCCACCUCUGCCACGGCAUGAGCUACCCGAUCGCGGCCCAAGUGCGCAAGUACGUGCCGCCGGGCUACGAGUGCGACCACCCGAUGGUGCCGCACGGUCACUCGGUUGUCGUGACGGCGCCCGCGGUGUUCCGCUUCACGGGCAGCGCCGACCCGGAGCGCCACAUGACGUGCGCCAAGACGCUUGCGUGGGGCACGGACCGCGUCUUCAAGUACGAGCAAAUGUCGGCGGCCGCGAUCAAGGAGGCUGCCGGUGAGAUCCUCGCCGACGAAGUGCUUCGCCUCAUGAGCUCGCUCGAUGUGCCGCUUGGCCUUGAGCCGCUCGGCUACACGAAGGACGACAUCCCGAUGCUUGUCAAGGGCACGCUUCCCCAGCACCGUGUCACCAAGCUCGCGCCCCGUCCUGCCGGCGAGGAGGAGCUCAGUGCCAUGUUUGAGAACGCGAUGGCCUACUAAGCGACGACACUAGAAUAAAGAAAGAUGUCUGUGUACGUUGCGCACAGGUCGUCGAUGAUCUAGCAGCAUCGCGAAGAAUGAAAUGAAAUGUUUUGGUGGUUCUUCACCCCG
This is a messenger RNA of Saprolegnia parasitica CBS 223.65, 1501 nucleotides long. RefSeq lists its product as hypothetical. The transcript has 2 exons. Lineage: Eukaryota; Oomycota; Saprolegniomycetes; Saprolegniales; Saprolegniaceae. Gene Ontology annotation, molecular function: alcohol dehydrogenase (NAD+) activity; metal ion binding. The record is from RefSeq and is a predicted model, not a curated record. Gene Ontology annotation, cellular component: mitochondrion. Bases 26 to 1390 code for a protein of 454 amino acids.